This is a messenger RNA of Capsella rubella, 1581 nucleotides long. RefSeq names its product tRNA dimethylallyltransferase 2. Lineage: Eukaryota; Viridiplantae; Streptophyta; Magnoliopsida; Brassicales; Brassicaceae. Bases 51 to 1457 code for a protein of 468 amino acids. Gene Ontology annotation, cellular component: mitochondrion. The record is from RefSeq and is a predicted model, not a curated record. Gene Ontology annotation, molecular function: tRNA dimethylallyltransferase activity. The transcript has 10 exons. Gene Ontology annotation, biological process: tRNA modification.
AAGUCGGAGGAGCGGCGGAGAGGAGAGGAAGAGAGGGAGAGACGAAGGCGAUGAUGUUAAACCCUAGCAAUGGCGGAAUCGAGGAAGAGAAGAUGAAGAUGAAGAUGAAGAAGGCGAAGGUGAUUGUGAUAAUGGGUCCAACAGGGUCUGGGAAAUCUAAGCUCGCCGUUGAUUUGGCGUCUCAUUUUCCGGUGGAGAUUAUUAACGCCGACGCAAUGCAGAUUUACUCUGGACUCGACGUUCUCACCAAUAAGGUCACCAUCAACGAGCAGAAAGGAGUGCCUCAUCAUUUACUUGGGACUGUGAGCUCAGAUAUGGAGUUCACAGCUAAAGAUUUUAGAGACUUCACUGUUCCUCUUAUUGAAGAGAUCGUUUCUCGCAAUCACAUUCCAGUUCUUGUUGGAGGAACAAAUUACUAUAUACAGGCUGUUGUGAGUAAAUUUCUUCUUGAUGAUACAGCAGCAGAAGAUACCGAGGAGUGUUGUUCAGAUGUUGCUUCAGUGGUUGAAAUUGGCUUGGGUGUCGAGUCUGUCUCUGGGAGAGAUGAUUUGAGCCAUGGCUAUGACCUUCUAAAAGAGCUUGAUCCUGUGGCAGCAAACAGAAUUCACCCUAAUAAUCACAGAAAAAUUAAUCAAUACCUGAGCUUGCAUGCUAGUAAAGGAGUUCUUCCAAGCAAACUUUAUCAGGGAAAGACUGCAGAGAACUGGGGCUGCAUCGAUGCCUCUCAUUUUGAUUACUGUUUGAUAUGCAUAGACGCUGAAACCCCGGUACUGGACAGAUACGUGGAACAAAGAGUCGAUUCCAUGGUAGAAGCUGGACUACUCGAUGAAGUAUAUGACAUCUAUAAACCGGGAGCCGACUAUACUAGAGGCUUAAGGCAAUCAAUAGGUGUCCGAGAGUUUGAAGAUUUUCUAAAAAUACAUCUCUCGGAGAGUCAGUUAACGAGCUCAAGCAAGGAUGAUAAGACUAUGAAGAAGAAUCUGAGGAAGAUUCUGAAUUUUCCUAAAGACGAUAAGUUGAGGAUUAUGUUAGAGGACGCUAUUGAUAGGGUGAAGUUAAAUACCAGAAGGCUUGUUCGUCGACAAAAAAGAAGACUGAGUAGGCUAGAAACGGUCUUUGGCUGGAAUAUUCAUUACAUUGAUGCAACAGAGUACAUAUUAAGCAAAUCUGAAGAGUCAUGGGAUGCACAAGUGAUUAAACCUGCUGCAGAGAUUCUCCGGUGUUUCCUGAUGAAAGAAACUGAUACGGGUAGCGAUAUAACAUCAGGAAAGUCGCUUGAAAGAGAUCUAUGGAGUCAAUACGUUUGCGAGGCUUGUGGAAACAAGGUACUAAGAGGAAGACACGAGUGGGAGCAACAUAAACAAGGCCGUACACAUCGUAAGAGAACCACUCGACUCAGAAAGUCCCAAACUUUCAAAAGUAGAGAGAAGCAAGAAGAAGAACCAAAAUAUCAAUGAGUGACUUUGAGAUGUUAAAAGUGAUGUCGUCGAUAUGAAUUAGAAUAUUCAAAACCCAUCCCAUCAAACACAUUACGAUUGGUUUUUGCAUGUCCGAAAAAUCUAAUGUCUAUUUCCCUAAUCA